ACAGGAGUGUUUUGUUUAUCUCUCCUUCUAUUAUGGUUUUGUUUGUGCACAGAAAUGGAUUCGUUGCUUCAUAAAAGCUUUUGUUUCAUUUAUCACCGUUACCCUGCUGUGGUUAUGCAUUCAGAGACGGAUAAGGACGCCAGAGCAAAAAGGAGCUUCAUGGUUCAUACCACCGCUUGUCACCUUCACCACAAGGCCUCACGCACCGUGAGAGACAGAGAACGUGACGUUCGGAGGUCACGUGUCUUCCAAGAACCGCUCAUUUGCCUGAAAUGUGUCUCUCACACCUUCUAUAGAACCCGGUCUCUGUUCCGUUAUCGGCCGUCGCUGUCCUCCGCGCGCUGCACCCGCUCUUUGGUUUGGAACUCAACACACUCUUAACCUGAACUUAAGUUAUUGUUAUUUUCCAUGACACGCGGAUUCAAACGCGACAUGGACGUUUCUGUUUUAUUCGACGUGUUUAUUGUGUAGCUGCUGCUGCUCAGUGACCCGCUGUAAUCCACGCGGUCCUUUAGCUUUGGUCGACAAGGUCUCCGCCGUCAUCCUCGCGCGCGCCCGCCUGCCAAAGCGCGCUCUGUGAAAGUAGGAAUUAGAACACGUUGACGUCGCGGGGAGACUCUGCGGAGGACAGCGUGUUGGACUGGAAGCUACAGAGAGGCGGAUCGAAGCCGCGCGGGAUCCCGACUGGUCCCCCCCCCCGUGCGCCGGGCACCGAGGAGCCCCGUUGCGCAGUCUUUACGCACAGCCAAGGAGCCGGACAGGGGCCGGAGGGGCGUUUUGGGGGGGGUUUAGAGGGACGCCACCAUGUCAGCGGCAACCGCUUCCAUAGCAGAUGUUCCCCGGACGGAUUCUACAGCCGGAGAGGACAACCGGGACCGGAGGAGCAAGUCGGGUCGCACCCAGGCUCAGUGCACCCUCAGGCCCCUGCCGGCCCUGGGCACCCAGAGGAUCAUCCAGGGGAACGGCACGACCGUGGGCACGGUCAUCUCCCUGCAGUGCCCGGCCAAGCACAAGCUGGUGGGAAAGGAUAUGAAGUGUGUCAUGGACACCAACAGCACCCACUGGGUGGGGAACACCUACUGUAAACCCGUGUCUCCCUUCGAGGACUACGGGUUCCGCGUGGCUGUGCUGGCAUCCAUCGUGAGCUUGGCCGUAAUCUUCUUCAUGUCCGUGGCCUUCAUCACCUGCUGUCUGCUCGACUGCAUCAAAGAGGACAAAAGGAACAAACAUGAGAGAGACUCAGAAAUGUGGCAGUGGGAGGAGCAGGCCCAACAUGGUGGCGACGGCAGGCCUCGCUGCCGCCAAGAGGGCUGGAACAACAACAACAACAACACCACCCAGGAGAAAGCGCAGUCCCUGUGGCACGCCGGGAGCCCGACCACGUGCGACAGCGUGCAGCCCUGCGGGUGUCAUCAGCAGUACGCGCUCGGCCCCGCCGGCACCUGCGGGCCCUCUCCCCCGCUUUCCACUCUCCCCGGCUACGACUACGAGCGGCCUCUCUUGCCCAGGAGCCCGGGACCCGCGAGCGUCUCCGGCGGGCUCGGCCACGACGGACCUCCUCAGUCCCUUGGUCGGGCCGCGGGCCCGGGCCCGGGGCGGCGGCAGCACGGAGGACGGCGGAGCGGCGCGCCGGGAGGCGACCCGUCGGCCGCGGCGGAUGAGUCCGGCUCGUGCAACGUGAAGGCGGCCAAAGAGUUCUCCAUCCGGAUCAUAUCGGUGUGAGGAGAAACAUCGAGGAAGAACUCGUUUACUGAGCAAACACGUCGGUCUGUGUGCGCCGGGAGAGAUAACUGAGCAUUCCUGACCUUUGUGAGAAGAUAAAACCUGCAGUAUGGAGGCUUUAUAGGCUUACUAGUGACAGAUGUAUGUGCCUUUUUAACGGCAUACUGCCCUCUGUCUGCAAAGGGGAGCUAUUGCACCUUCAGUAGGCCGACAGAGAAGAUGCUCCCUGUAAAUAGAAGGUCCAGGGACCUCCAUGACCUCAAAUGAGCUUUCCAGAGAAUCAGGAACAUUUAUUGCCAAAGUAUGUUAGACAUACAAGAAAUUUGACACGGCGGUUGGUGCAUUGCAUCGGACAAUAGAACAAUGACACAAUGGACAACAAGACAAACAGAUUGUUUUGUUUGGGCUAAAGUUAAUGAUCAAGGAACAUCUAUUUGAAGCAUUUGAAAAAAACUCCUGUUUGUUGGUUGAGGAAAGCAGCUGGAAGGCACCAGUCAAAUGUAAAUAUCAUUUUUUUUUAAAGAAUGUAAGUGAAUAAAGACUAUGCAUCGCA
This is a messenger RNA of Gasterosteus aculeatus aculeatus (three-spined stickleback), 2275 nucleotides long. It is a transcript of the gene susd3, whose product is annotated as sushi domain containing 3. Gene Ontology annotation, cellular component: plasma membrane. The record is from RefSeq and is a predicted model, not a curated record. NCBI's taxonomy places the organism in Eukaryota, Metazoa, Chordata, Actinopteri, Perciformes, Gasterosteidae.